CACAGAACCAGGAAACUCAGUUACGAGAAACUGAACUGAUGUGCUGUUGAGCUGUUGUUAGUGUCUCUAUGUUGCUGUAGGUGCAGUGAAAUGGCUGAAGCUAGUGUUUUUUCAUUGGAGCAGUUCAUCUGUCCAGUGUGUCUGGAUCUCCUGAAGGAUCCAGUGACCAUUCCCUGUGGACACAGUUACUGUAUGAGCUGCAUUACAGACUGCUGGGAUCAAGAGGAUCAGAAGAGAGUCUACAGCUGCCCUCAGUGCAGAAAGACCUUCAGUCCAAGACCUGCCUUAAGUAAAAACACCAUGCUGGCUGAAGUGGUGGAGAAACUGAAGAAGACCAAACUAAAAGCUGCUGUUCCUGCUGGAUCUGGAGACGUGGAGUGUGACAUCUGUACUGGAAGAAAACACAAAGCUGUCAAGUCCUGUCUGGUGUGUCUGGAGUCUUACUGUCAAACUCAUUUUGAGCGUCAUGAAGAGUUUCGCUCAGGAAAGCGACACAAAGUGACUGAUGCCACUGGACGACUGCAGCAGAUGAUCUGCCAUCAACAUGAUAAACUUCUGGAGGUUUUCUGUCGUACUGACCAGCAAUGUGUUUGUAUGUUGUGUGCAAUGGAUGAACAUAAAAACCAUGAGACUGUAUCAACUGCAGCAGAGAGGACAGAGAAAGAGAAACACUUGAAGGAGACACAGAGUGAAAUCCAGCAGAGAAUCCAGCAGAGACAGAAAGAUCUUGAGCAGCUGAGAGCGGCUGUGGAGUCUCAUAAGCGCUCUGCACAGACAGCAGUGGAGGACAGUGAGAGGAUCUUUACUGAGCUCAUCCGCUCCAUUGAGAGAAGCCGCUCUGAGGUGACACAGCGGAUCAGAGAUCAGGAAAAGGCUGCAGUGAGUCGAGCUGAAGAACAAAUGGAGCGACUGGAGCAGGAGAUUGAUGAUCUGAAGAGGAGAAACACUGAGCUGGAGCAGCUUUCACACACAGAUGAUCACAUCCAUUUCCUCCAGAGUGUUCUGUCUCUCUCAGCUCCUCCUGAAUCUACAGAAAACAUCAGUGUCAGUUUUCUCUUUUCUUUUGAUGGUGUGAGAGAAUCUGUCAGUCAGCUGAGACACAAACUGGAGGAUUUCUGCAAAGAACUGAUGAAAAAGAUAUCUGACACUCAGAGUAACAUUGUUCCCAGAAUCAAAGAGGACUUCCUACAAUAUUCCCAUCAGUUCACGCUGGAUGUAAACACUGUGCAUAAACUCCUCAGUCUCUCUAAUUGGAAGGAAGAGGUGUUUUUCACUAGCAAACUCCAGCCGUAUCCUGAUCAUCCAGACAGAUUUGAUGUUUAUCCUCAGGUGUUGUGUAGAGAGAGUGUGAGUGGAUGCUGUUACUGGGAGGUUGAGUGGGGUGGGAAUGGAAGGAGUGGUGGUGUAAAUAUAUCAGUGUCAUAUAAGAGCAUCAGCCGGAAGGGAUCUGGUUAUGAGUGUUUCUUUGGAUAUAAUGAUCAGUCCUGGAGUUUAUUCUGCUCUGACCGCAGUUUCUCAUUCUGGCACAAUAACAAAGAGACUAAACUCCCUGUUCCCUCCAGCUGCGGUAGAAUAGGAGUGUAUGUGGAUCACAGUGCAGGAACUCUGUCCUUCUACAGCGUCUCUGACACAAUGAACCUCAUCCACACAGUCCAGACCACAUUCACUCAGCCGCUCUAUCCUGGGUUUAAUGUUUGGGGAUCAAUGAAUCUCCCUGACCUACAAUUAUAGGUAAUUCUGAGAUUUAAUACCAAUAAUGUUGUCGAAUCACAUCUUUGAGCUGCAUUAUAAAUCAGCAUCUAUGAGAUGUUAUGGUAUUUCAAGCAAAAUAGCCCACCGUUUUUGAAAAAGGUUUGAAAGAGAGUGACAACUUGUUGUUAUAUAUUAUUUUUCCAUUUAAAAAAAAAAUGCCUUUGAUCACUGAUAAAUAUAUGCCUUGAAAAUAGUCAAGAUAAUAUUCACAGCACUAUUUGCAUCACUAUAGAACAGUGUAUAGUACAUACUCUUCAGCUCUAUUUGAAGUGUUACUGUAUGUGUUCAGAUUCUACACACACAUACUUGUAUAUGUGGUUUACAGGGACUCUCCAUAAGCAUAAUGGUUUUCCUGUAUUUUCUAUCCCCUUGCCCAAACCCUACACCUAAACCUAACUCUCACACAAAACUACUAGUUUUUUUUUUAAAUUUCCAAAACACAGUUUAGUAUGUUUUUUUUGAGGACACAUCAAGAAUUCUUAUACACCAUGUUUACAUUGUAUACACCAUACGUUAUAUAUACCAUUUCAGUAUGUAAAGUUCAGCCCUAUAUUGGUCUAAUUUACAAUUGUUAAAAUGGGGUCAGAUUAUACUGUGUGAGGUUGUGGAGUGUUUAAAAAGAUGAGACAGUCAACAGUUUUAAAAGUGAAAAUCAAAUGUGUAUUUACAAUAUUCACAGGGAACUUAAAACAACACAACAAAACGAAACACAGGGAGCUAUAAGGGAAGAUGAUAAUGAGCUAAAUGAGAACCCGGUGAGAGCCGAAGAGCUAACAAGCAAGAAAACAAGGGGGGAGAAUAACCACGCGGACAACGAGCACAUGGUGAGCUGUCAAAACAAAGACACAAAACACAACACAGCACAAACACAACAGCAAAGACACAGGUGAUCAGACCCGAGACCCGACAAAGAGUGAAAAUGAAGCAGUUCAGAGGUCAUUACAUUGAAAUUAUGGUUCUGUGGACAGGCCCCUCCCUGGAUCUUAUCCCAUAAAGAACUUGUGGUCAAUCCUCAAAAAGCAAGAAUGGAUUAGUCAUUAGUCAGGAUUUGGCCCAUAAGCUGAUAUCCAGCAUCCCAGAGUGAACUGCAGAAGUUAUGAAGAGGAGUAUUCAUAACUUCUACCCAAAUUUCUAUUCUGUAAAUAUGGACUCUUAUGAAAAUGGACACACAUAUAUUGAAUGUUUUUACCAAUAAAAGCUUUUAAAGCUUAAAAGUUUAAAUGCUUAUCAUUGUUUUGCAGUGUACACCAUAAAUGUGGGGGAGAAAAAAUAAAUCUACAAAUACUGAAGCAGCAAAAUUAGAGAAACACAAAAUU
Labeo rohita (rohu) is the source of this 3068-nucleotide messenger RNA. Its product is annotated as tripartite motif-containing protein 16-like. The record is from RefSeq and is a predicted model, not a curated record. The transcript has 6 exons. Bases 91 to 1731 code for a protein of 546 amino acids. Gene Ontology annotation, molecular function: protein binding; zinc ion binding. NCBI's taxonomy places the organism in Eukaryota, Metazoa, Chordata, Actinopteri, Cypriniformes, Cyprinidae.